This is a messenger RNA of Ricinus communis (castor bean), 1963 nucleotides long. Its product is annotated as endoglucanase 11. Bases 181 to 1764 code for a protein of 527 amino acids. Gene Ontology annotation, molecular function: hydrolase activity, hydrolyzing O-glycosyl compounds. Gene Ontology annotation, biological process: carbohydrate metabolic process. The record is from RefSeq and is a predicted model, not a curated record. The transcript is spliced from 5 exons. Lineage: Eukaryota; Viridiplantae; Streptophyta; Magnoliopsida; Malpighiales; Euphorbiaceae.
CAUUCAUUCUCAUGUGAAAGUCACAUGCAUGUGACACAUUUUAUAGACUAGUACCCAGGCCAAAGACACGAUUCAAUUCAAUUCAAAAAUACACACCCGCAGUCCUCUGUUUCUCUCUAUCUCUGUCUCUGUUUUCUCGUCUCUUUUUCGCUCUCUUUAGGAGGGAAAAGAGGGACAAAAAUGGAGAAGAAGGAGGAGAAGAACAACAACAACUGUAAACCUCAAAAACCCAAAACAUUAUUUCCACGACAAUGUCCUCUACUUGUGUUAACUAUGUUCACCAUUUUCAACACUGCGCAUUCUCUUUCUUUCGAUUAUGCUGAUGCAUUAAGAAAGAGCCUCCUUUACUUCGAAGCACAAAGGUCGGGUCGCUUACCUUACAACCAGCGUGUCACUUGGCGAGACCAUUCAGGCCUAACUGAUGGCUUAGAGCAAGGAGUGGACUUAGUGGGUGGAUAUUAUGAUGCAGGGGACCAUGUGAAAUUCGGGUUACCAAUGGCAUUUACUAUUACAAUGCUUUCUUGGGGAGUGAUAGAAUUUCGAGAUCAGAUCGCUCGUGCUGGUGAAUUAGAACACGCAUUAGAAGCUAUCAAAUGGGGCACUGAUUAUUUCAUGAAGGCACAUACUAGCCCAAAUGUGCUGUGGGCAGAGGUGGGUGAUGGCGACACUGAUCACUACUGUUGGCAGCGGCCGGAGGACAUGACAACAUCGCGGCAAGCCUAUAGGAUCGAUGAAAACAAUCCCGGUUCCGAUCUUGCCGGAGAGGCUGCAGCUGCUAUGGCAGCAGCUUCAAUAGUGUUCAGAACAACAAACCCACAUUACGCUCACCUGCUCUUGCACCAUGCUCAACAGUUGUUUGAAUUUGGAGAUAAGCAUAGAGGUAAAUAUGAUGCGAGUGUUAAUGUGGUAAAGAGCUACUAUGCGUCGGUGAGUGGAUACAUGGAUGAGUUGUUGUGGGGAAGUAUGUGGCUAUACAAGGCCACCGACAAUGAGGAGUACUUGAAUUAUGUUAUUACCAAGGCUCAUUCUUUUGGUGGGAUUGGUUGGGCCAUAACAGAGUUUAGCUGGGAUGUUAAAUAUGCUGGCCUUCAAAUCAUGGUUUCAAAGUUGCUUACUGAUGAAAAACACAAGGAACAUAGUCUCAUAGUAGAGCAAUACCGAGCAAAGGCCGAAUACUACAUAUGCUCAUGCCUUAAUAAAAACAAUGGUAGCAAUAAUGUGGGCCGUACUCCGGCCGGUCUCUUACAUAUUCGGCAAUGGAACAAUAUGCAAUAUGUUUCAACUGCGGCAUUUCUUCUGACCAUAUACUCCGGUUUCCUUCGGAGCUUGAACCGGAAGCUCGAGUGCCAUGGAGGAUUGGUGGAUCAUGAAGAGAUGCUAACUUUUACAAAAUCUCAAGUUGAUUAUAUAUUAGGUUCAAACCCAAUGAACAUGAGUUAUUUAGUGGGUUAUGGCCCUAAUUACCCAACAAGGGUGCACCACAGGGGAGCCUCCAUUGUGUCAUAUAGAGAGAAUAAAGGGUUCAUAGGGUGCACUCAAGGAUAUGAUAAUUGGUAUAGCAGGGAAGAGCAGAACCCAAAUGUUUUAGUUGGCGCAUUGGUUGGAGGACCAGAUUGUCAAGAUAAUUUCAUGGACAAGAGAGGUAAUUAUAUGCAGACUGAGGCCUGCACCUAUAAUACAGCACCAUUAGUAGGAGUUUUCGCAAAGUUCUUGGAAAUGGAGGAUCAAAAGGAAAAAGGUCAGCCUUUGGUUGCUUCCUAUUAGAAAUAAAUUUGAAGUAUUAAGAAAGAAAAUUGCAAAGGAAUAUAGAGUGUUGAAUAUUGUUACACGUGAUGGUGUUUUUGGGUGGCUGAAUACUAAAGUGUUCAAGCCCUUUUUGUACCUUCAUUUUUUUUUCCUUCUUUUGGUUAUGUUGUUUAUAAUACUAGAAAAUAAUAGUUAAGAAUUAUUAUUUAAUUAGAUA